Messenger RNA from Anneissia japonica, 10415 nucleotides. Its product is annotated as centrosome-associated protein 350-like. Gene Ontology annotation, biological process: microtubule anchoring. Gene Ontology annotation, molecular function: microtubule binding. The coding region runs from base 240 to 9449 and encodes 3069 amino acids. Gene Ontology annotation, cellular component: centrosome. The record is from RefSeq and is a predicted model, not a curated record. NCBI's taxonomy places the organism in Eukaryota, Metazoa, Echinodermata, Crinoidea, Comatulida, Comatulidae. The transcript is spliced from 25 exons.
AAUAUUUUAUUGUUCAUUGGUAUAUAAAUAUAUGUGAACCUUAUUUUUCGUUAUAACAGUACACGUCCACAUAUUUUUUAGCCUUACCAAGAAAGUAGUUUCGGUUGAGUUCAAUUCACUUCCGUACGCUAUCUCAACAUUUCAGCUAAUAUAAACUGUAAACAAACGUCUUAUUUCAAUAAAAUGAUGAGGUGAUUGAUAAUAUAUUUUCAUCAACCAUAUCUAGGCCUAGAUCUGCAAUGUCAGGUAGUAUGCACAUAAGGCCUGUACAAGAGCCAAUACUGUCAGUGCCUAGGUCAACAUCAACACAUACUGGAUCUUCACUGAAAGAACUUAAUUCAGCAUGGGAAAGUGUUGAUAGGGCCAAACAUGCUCUUGAAAGAGCAGAAGCAAGGCUCCAUGAGGCCGAGGGUCCUUAUGGAAUCCUUACCCCAAUGGACACCACCACAAUGACAGACAGGUCAGACACAAGGGUCCCAGUGGAUAGGGUACCAACAUGGAAACUACACUCACCCCCUCCACUACAGAACACUGUAGCUGACAGGUAUAGUGGUAGAAACAAAAACAAGAGAGUAACUAUACAAGAAGAUUCAACAACUUGUGUCAGAGAUAGGCUAAAGCUUGGUCUUAGUAAUGGCUACUAUCGCAGUCCACAUACCUCACCGUCAGGUAGUCGAUCACCAGUUGGGGAACGGUCCUUUCUGCAUCAGAACAAUUCUGGGACAACAGGUCAGAGUUUCACCACAAUUGAGACACCUACAAAGAUGCACUACCUAAACGAGCCUGUUCCUCCACACUCAGUAGGUUAUACUUCAGCUUACGAUAAACUGUAUGGUCCUCGGAAAAGGGACUUUCAUGUGCAAAAUGGCAGUCUAGGAAAGCUUAGGUCAAGAAUAGAAGAGCAAAAGCAGGAAAUUUUGAAUGGAAGUAGGACUAAAGAUUAUAUUGCACCAAGGCGCUAUCAUCAAGAUCAGGACCCUGUGCUUACAUCUGAUAAUUUAAACUAUGAUUGGCCUAAGAAUGAAACCACUAGGUUGACAGUUAGAAAGGUGGCAGCAGCUCCCCCUGCCCCGGUCUAUAAGGGAUUCAGUUCGGCGGAAACCAGAUAUGCACUUCCAGAUGGACGUAUUGUGAGUGGAAGACAUGAUUCUGUCAGGAAUAGGAGCCCAGACAGGAAAAGGGCAAUUAAAACAACUAGAACAUCUGAAAUUAAAAACAAAGGAAAUGUGGAAAAGCACAGAAAGGUUAAUGAAAUGGAAAGUGACAUAUAUCGAAAAACUGUAGCAGGCGCCCCUGCCAUUAUGGUACGCAAACGUGCACACAACCCGAACAAACCUAACAAAAAAACUGUUCGUAAGGUGCAUCAGUUUAAAGGGGACAAAAAGCCAUUAAACCCAGAAAAGCAUGGUACUGUGUCGGUAAAUGCAUGGCGUAACAGUCAUAAAACUGCAAUUAAAGUCCUUGGACCUGCUCCUAAAUUAAGAAAGGUCAGUGACCCACAGCCUGCUUUGGACCCAAAGAAAGAAUACCCACAAACUCAAUAUACUAAAAAAGAUCAGGAUAUCGAGGAUGCCAACAUAUCAGACCACCCAAUUGAGUCUGAUGAUGAUAAAGAUCGUUUAAGUAAUCCUGAUGGUGCGUCGCAUUUACCAGCGGAUGCCAAAGGUGUUUUGAAUGAUCUCCACUUGGAGUCUGAUGAAGAAGAAAAUAGUAAAUCUAAUGAUGCCAUAAAACAUACCUCACCAUCUUAUUCACAAAAAGCACGCAAAUGUCGCAAGUCAAAAACGUCACAAAACAAACCUAUUAAUCAUUACGAUGUUCCAAAGGUGCGUAGUUAUGACUCUAAUGAAGUACGGCGGUAUAUGGCGAAACAGAAAGCGGAGAGAAAAAAACGAGAAAAGGAAGAGAAGGAGCAGAAAAAUUUGGCCGAAAAGAAGAAACAAGAGCAACUAGAUGCGCUGUUCAGGAAACAACAAGAAAGUUGCAAAUCUAAAGUUGUCAGUGGACGUGUGCUACAACCAAGGCUAGAUCAGACUUUCCUCAAAGAAACUAAACCCAGUCAUACUCAGAUUGUUGCUGAGAUGAGUGGAUCAGACAAGGAAAAUAAACAAGCUUGGAGUCCUUCAAGCAGUAGUGACACGCAACCUUCAUUUUCUGGGUUGAAAAGACUUGAUCUGCUUGGUAUUGUUACAAGUGAUGAUACAAAGCCUAGCGAACAACCAUUAAUCAUCAACAGCCAUCCAUCCAGUUUCUCAUUCUUCUCUCAAGCCAAGUACCCUGCUUCUAGCAAGGCUAUGGAUGUACCAGCAAGUGGACCUGGGACUACUUACACCCACAAUGAGAGAAGCAAACCUACAAGUCGUUCAAUGCGUAUAGAAUCGCUAAGAGCAACUGCAGCUGCCCUACAAGGCAGGUUGGAGAACGAGACUCGUCGUUUCACAUCACAGUGGAGCAGUGCAGACAACAAUGAAAACUCAUCACGGUGGGCCUACCCAACUGGUGUUACUACUCGCCCUGUAAACACUAGCAUAGCCUCAACAGUAGGCUCUACUACAGAAUAUAAACCACACUUUGCUAGCCCUGUACAAGACUGGCGUGCAAAGACUAAGCCUGUUAUGGGUGCAAGUACAGCUUCAAGAAAGUUGGACUUUGAUGAUGGCAUUAGUCAUAGAACAAUGUAUAAAGAUUGGGCUCCCGCCUCAACUUACUCUUACACAUCUGCCUUGCAGUCGGAUGGGAAAUCACAAUUUGCCGAAACUAGUGAUAAUGACUGGAGGACAAGGCAUGAAAAAAUUGUUGGGGAGGGAUAUCGUAGUGAAUUCUCUGGUGAUCUGCCUGGAAUGUCAAACCUAACGACAGGAGCAAGAAAGGCUGAGCAGUUUUCACUACAAACUGAUGCGGCAACUCGGAUACAAGCAGUUUACCGAGGCCAUUCUGUACGGCAGAAGCUCGGCUCUUGGUUGUCUCAUGACAAAGAGUUGGAAGACUUCAAUGAUGACGACAUAGGUAUUGAUGAUGAGGAAGAUGAUGAGCCAUCUGAAUACCAGGAUCUUCCAAGCGCUAAAGUGUAUCGUUCAGAAUUCCUGGGUAGGGAGAAUUCAAAGGACAAGAGCCCUUCACAAUUGCACAGAGAUUAUCGAAGUUGGAGAGACCACCACAGUGGAAAUGGAACACCAGUUUCCAAAGAAACUGGUUUGUACACUGGAACACAGAGUCCAUCUGAUGGACAGUACCAUACAUACACAUCAAGACCACGUACGCUAGGACACAGCUCACUAAAGAUCCCUGAUGACGGUCACAGUGUGAUUGACAUCUAUACACGCCACCUACAGGCUCUCAGACAGGACAACCAUUUAGCAUAUUUGUCACAUAAAUCACCAGUCUAUGAUGAAGACUUUAAAAAGUUACCUCUCAAAUCGCCAGUCUACGAAGAUGAUUUCACAAACGAGAGUCUAUCACACAUCUCACACUCUCUAAAGAGAGAAAAGUCUGGAAGUGCAGGCUUACCUGUAUCAAAGGGCUCACCUGGUACAAGAACUGACAGUCAGAUAAGUGAUUUGUUUAGCAGCUCCAUCAGUACAGGUCCUAAGCCUACUUCAGUGGUAUCGGAUGCUGCUCCCUCCUACACUAGCCCGACUCCAUCAUCAGGCCUUGACAAAUCAUUAGAAGGCAAGCGCAGUGAUGAGGAUUAUCGCACUCCACGGUCUUCCAAAGGAAGCCCAGCAUCAACUUUAUCUCGAACUUCAAAGUCAUCUCCUCACUCGUCAGCAGGCAGCUCACCCAGACUACCCGACCAGUACAUUGACCCAGUAACAGUGGAGCGCCCUCAACCGAGUGGUCAAGCAGGGAAGGACAGUCAAAUCCCAAAUACACAGCCUGUUGAUGUCAGCGACUACUCUCAACAAUCUAAGAGUGUGUCCAGUACAGCAAACAUCAAGAAAUCUGACCCUGUGCAGUCUUUGUUGAUGGGUGAAACAAACAGUAAAAAAGGGAUGUCGCAUCCAGUCAUAAAUCAAGCAGCACCCAGUAGCUAUCAGCCUGGUGUUACUCAGGCGGAUUUACCAAACAGACCACGAGAGCAUCAGUUUGAUAGGUGGUACCCCUCUACUCUGCCUUCAAGUCAGCGUUACUUCUCUCCAUCAGCCCUUGAAAUUAAGAUGGCUGCUGAAUUAAAUCGCUUAGAUUCAGUUGAUGAAUCUGUUCGAAAAUUAACAGAAUUUGAGCAGACAAGAGCGAUUUCUCUUGCCCAGCAGGAGUCAGUGUCCAUUGCGCAGAUCUUGAAGGCCCGACAGCAAGGUCAUGAACGAGAACUUCACAUUCUCUCUACCAAAGCACGCCAAGAAGUGGAUGAUGCCCAUCGACAGUUGGAACAACUGAAGCAACAAGCGAGAGAAACUGCGUUGACUGCUGAAAAAACUCUUGCCCAGACAAGGAAAGAUGCUACAGAUGCAAUUCAGCAGUCCACAAAUCAAGUCCUGAAAUCGCAAGCUGAAGCUGCCAAAGCUACUGCUGAAGCUGCUAAGCAACUGGCUGAGGCUCGUCAUGCAACUCUAGAUCACUCCAUCCACCUUCGUGACUAUGACAUGGGCCAGAUGGCAUCACAGACAGCCUCUGCUGCUGCCGCAGCUGCAGUCAAUGCUGCAAUGGAACAUCAACGUUCACAUCAGGAGAUGUGGAUGGAUCACAUUAAGUCUACUAUUCCAGAGGCUAAAUCUGCCACAAGAAGUCCAACAAGUGAAUCCAGCAGACAUAAGAUGAGUUCUGAUUACAGUGAUGAUUUUACCAGUUUUGCAAGUGAUAAAGAACCACACAAAAGCAGUAAAGCAAGCGCUGCUGAUGCCGUCAAGUCCAACUCCUCGGGGGAUAUUUCAGAAGAUCUUCUGACUAUAAAGAAUGCUUCAUCAUCAAUUGCCACAGAACCAGGCGUUGAUGCACAUGCAUCAACUAAAAGUCGGAGCAUUGUGGAAGAGAUUCCCGAGAGCUAUUCUGAAGACUUUGAUCGUACAAUCAGUGAGGUUGAUACAUUAGAUGAAGACCGGUCAGAUAAUUCAAAAGAAGAAAUCAUCUCAGAAAAACCAGAGAAAGAAAUUGUUGCUUCUGAAGACAAAAGAAAGAGUCCACCAACAACUAAACAGUCACCUGACAGAGAAAGUCUGAACAGACUCUCGACCAAGCUUCUCAGUCAACAAUUAAAAGAUGAGGAAUUUAGAGCACAGCAGCAGUUAGAUCUUCUGAGAUUACGAGAGAAGGCCAUCAAGGAGAAGACACGUGCAGAGAUGGCAUGGCUUGAGCAUCAGAAGAAAAAACAUACCGAGAACCAGGACGAAGAGGGAAUAACUUCUGUGAAGAAAAAGCAGCGCUCUCUUAAUUCCCGUCUGCAGACAGAGCUUUCUGAAAUAAAACGUUUGCAAAAAGCUCAGGAGAUUGCUCAGAAAGACAGGCAGCUUCUUUUCUACCAGCAACAGGAGAUUUUACGGAUACGUCAAUCAACCGAAGAGUUCAAAGGUCGUAUGGGUGAUAUUUCAUUCAGUUCUGUGUCUGAGAUUUCUUCAAAUGAGGGACUUGUUGAUGAUGCAAGUAAUAUAGCCAUAGAUACAUCAAUUGGAUUAGAGUUUACAGGUCUGUCCAAUACUGGUGGUGAGAAUGAAGACAGAGAGGUUGCAGCUCAUAAGCAAGCUAAAGUUUUACAGAAACUGAAGUUGAUGCAAGCUCCACUUAACUCAAGACAUUUAAUGAAGAGACAGCAGAAGUUGAGCAGAAGAAGAAAGACUGCUGAAGAGCUCUUAGCAUGGAAGCAAAAACUUGAUGAAGAAGAAGCAAAGGUAGUUAAGAUGGAAAAACAAGCGCUCAACCUACUCGACGGAAAUGCCAUUGGCAGCAACAAAAGCAAGAAGGAGAAAACGCCCCAAGAAUCAAAGCUUACAGACCCAUUGUCACGCAGCCUGUCUCGUGAGAGUGACACAACCAUUGGCGAGGUGGUGGAGGAGGAGGAUAAAGCUGGUGAGAGUUCCAUUGCUGAGGAGAUUAGCCAAGCCAGCAGCAUCGUAGAAGAUGUUGUCACUGACCGUGGCACAAGUAAACAAAGUGGUACAAUGAGUUCAGUACCCAGUGAGAUGUCAAUAGAUGACGCCCUCUAUCACAGCUCCAUGGCUGAUUACAGCCAUGAUCAAUUUGACACAGCAUCUGCUGAUACUUCUGUCACAUCAACAAAACCAAACAGUACUAGGAAGGGGGUUAUCAAGUCUCCCAUUGGUUCUUUGAUUUCACUUGAAUCAUUAAGGUCACCUGUGGCCCCUUGGAAACGAAGAGAAUCUGAGAGUGGGUCCGAGUCAGAAAGGUCGUUCUCGCAGACAAUGUCAGAAACUGCAUCAGAUCAAAGUGAUGUUGAGGGAAGGCUCAGAGCACUAAAUGACCAGCUGAAGCGUCGUAAAUCUGAGGCUGAACGACUCCGCAAGCAGCAAAAGCGGAUGUACCGUGAGAAAUUGAAAGUUCAAGAGGCUAGUUUACGGAAACAAUUAGAGGCCUAUGAAAAGUUCAUAGAAAAAACGAAGAAAGAAUUAAGUGCUGAUGCAGAGCUAGCCAAAGGAGCCGUCAAGCCUCAGAUCAAGCAGCCGGGACAUGGUAAAGACCGUGCAUUACCUGGCCUAACCAGACAGCGCACAAAGUCUGAAAGUAGUAGGGAGAGCCUCCCUCUUGAUAGCACACCAGUCAGGCAUGGUCGGGAGUCUGAGAGUAGCCAUUCAAGCCUUGAAGAAGACCAUAGUCCAAAUCCACCAGCUACACCAUCUCCAACAACAUCAAAUAAAGGGUUAGGAUUAACAUUUACUCCUAGUCCAAAGCAAGAUGAAUAUGUCAUUAAUAAAAAAUCGGAACAUCUACCAUCAGGCAUACUACAGAAAUAUGAAGACAGAGAUAAACCUGUGGAAAAAGAGCUAAUCUUGACUCCAGAAAAAACAGCUGAAAACAUCAUUGUCAGGAAUAAUGAAGAAAGUGACACCGAAAUCAAUGAAGAAAUAGACGAGAAUAUUUCAGAAGCAAUUUCAUCUCAAGCUUCAGAUAAUGCUGUCAUUUCAACAGGUGUUGAGAAAGAUGAAGCUCAGAAAUCCCUUGCAAGGAAAGAUAACUUUAAUGAUGAAGUUGAAUCUCUUCUAUCAGAAAAUGAAGGCCUAGAUAUGAAUAUUUCUGUACUGUCAGAAUCACAUAAAAGUCUGAGUGUGGACUCAAGUAAUCAUAUUAGUGCAGCUUCAUAUAAAAUUCCAAGCAUCGGCUCAAAUAAAAUUGCUGAUUACAGUGUAGACUUUGAGUCAGAAGUUAAGGCUGCAUCAACAGAAGAAGACAUCAGUGAACACUUAAGCUUUUCUAGUGACAUUGUAGAUGAGCAACCUGAAUUUCCAAAAGAGAUUAUUAUCAGUCCAAAUGAUGACCAACCAAAGGUUGUGACUACUGAAAGGUUAAGUCAGUCAGAAGACAGAAGACCUGUGAGACAAUCAUCAGCUUCAGAAUCAGAAACAAGCUUCGCUGAAGAGGUACAGAGUGAAGCAAGUGAAGCAACUGUUACAGAAGAUCAGCCAAGAGAUGAAGUCUACACUCCUGUCGUAGAUAAACUAGAGCCAUCAGCAAAGGGACCAUCAGAUUCAGGAAUAUUAGAAGAGGCAGAGUUGAGUCGUGCGGACACAACGGAAUCAAAUUCAAGACUGGAUAAUCCUCAAGAUAACACAGAGGAUGAAAGCUCAAUAGCUGAGGAGUUCUCUGGUCCAAUAACUGAUGAUGCUGCCCUGGAUAUGAUUAUCAGGUCUGCUGCUUCUGCAGUUGAAUCAUUUAAUUUUGGAGAUGAAGAAGAGUCAGAAGAUGAUAUAUUCAGCCAGAAAAACGUUUCCAAUGUGGAUGAUACACCUAGAGCAGUAGAAGAUAUUCCAAGAGAUGAUGAUGUGGUGGUUGCUACUGGUGGUUUAGAAACUGUUGUUGAAAAGAUUACUGAUAACUUCACAAAGAGCUUGGUGGACAGUUCUAAAGAAAAGAUUGCAGAUGUUUUAAAUUAUGAAAAUGAAAAGUAUGAAGAUGAAGAGAAUGAAGGUCAUAAAUUUGAUGUAUUUUCUGAAGCUAAAGAGGAAUUUGAGGAAGAAAUGGAAUUAGAACUUGAAAAAACAGCUGAUCAAAAAUCAGAGAUUUUAAUGCAGAAUCUUAUUGGAGAUGCAAUAGGAACAAUGAUUGCUAUUCGAAGAAAAAGAGAUAAUAAAUUAAUUGAACAUUCAGUUUCAGAAUUUCUGAAAAAAGAUGUCAUUAUUGAUAAAAGUGUAGAAGCUGCAAAUCAGAUUGAUGUGAAAGCAGAUGAGCUCCCAAAGGAAGAAGAAGAGAUUGAACAACUGGAAAAUCAAGGAACACAAAUUAAGAAAGAUCAUUUAGAAAAAGGUGAUUUAAAUGUCCUUGAGCAAGAGGAUUCAGAAGAACACACAAAUAAUAAAGAACCUGUGAAAGAUGAAGUUAGCAGUAUAAUUGCACUUCCACCAUUGUCACCAACAAAGUCACUAACAUCAGAUCAUAAGGAUGUUGAUCAUGACGUCUUUGCACCACCAGAUUCUCCGAAGAUUGAUGACUCUCGCAGCAGCAGUCCAGACAUCAGUGAUAGAAUGGAGCAAAUGCAACUUUUGGAUCAGCAACUAAUGGAUAGAGACAUCUUUGGUGAACAAGAAUGGUUUGAUGACGAUUUCAGUUCGAUGCCAAAAACAAAGUCACUUGUUGAAGUUCCAAAACGCAAUAAGGAUGACCAGAAGAAACAAGAACCCAGCUCUACUAUCGAGCUAAGUAAGUUAAAAGAAAUUCAAAAAAUCACGGAGGAACUAUUUUUUGCUGUACCACACAACAAAGACGAUGUUGGGAAGAUGGUCUCAAAAAGUCUUGAUGAACUUAUCCAAAGAAGAGCUCUUAAUGAGUCUCUUGAUAAUGCCACUCCUUCAGCAACAUUAUUGGGAGAUGACACUAAAGACAGUGAUAUUGAAAGUGUAAGCAAGAAAUCUUACAAGACUCUUGUAUUUGAUUUGUCGAAUGAAGUUUAUAAAGAUGUUCUGUCUGAACAGAAAUCUGUAGAACACCCUCCAUGGAUAAAACAAAAGAGGCGACCAAGAAAGUACAUUAUAGAUAAAGGAUCUACUAAGGAUGAAGAUUGGGCAGACAUGAUACAUGACCAUGUUGGGCUUUUACUAGGUCUUAAGAAAAAAAAGAAAUCUGAGACAUUUUCAUUGAAAUACAGUAAAAAGAAGAAAGAUCACGUAGAUGAAAUUCUAAUUCAGGAAUUGAGAGAAGAAGAACCAGAAUGGGUAAACUAUGAUGAUGAUGAAGUUACCGUUAAAAUGCAGUUGGCAGAUGGCAUUAUGGAAUCACUUCUGACAGAAACUGCCAUGGUAUUAACGCAUAUAAAUGACAAACGCAAAUUGAGGGAGCAGCAGUCAUGACAGAGAAACAAUUUGCUGUGAUCAGUCGGGAAUGAGCAUUAAGUAGAGACUAAACUCAUCUCCAGAUUCCAUGGUGCUUCUAAUUUUAUUAUUCUUCCAAAUACUUCCAGAUUAUUUAACCAUCUUCUAGCAAUUGCUAACACUCAUCUGACAACUUCAAGGAGCAAGAACAUUAUCAAAAAUUCCAUUACUUACUUACUUAAUUACUGAGUAACAGGAUUACCGUCACUCUUGUGUAGAAGUGUUUGAUUUAAUUGAUAAUUAUGCAAUUUUUUCUUAGCGCUUACUUCAAAAGGUGCAGUCAAUAUAUUUUGUUGUUAUGCAGUAAGACCGUUAAACAUUAAGCUGUCAAUAACAAGUACCUAAACCAGUUGUAAAGCCAUGUGUGCAUAUAGAUUUUUAGUAUAUUAGUCAUUUAAACAGUAGUACACAUACAUGUUCGAUUAAGUAAUGAAGAUGAUAUGGAAGUGAACUAUAGAGGGGGUGUUUUAUGAGUAUGGUGCUAAUAUGUUCACAUUCCAGUGGUUGUAAGUAGGUAGGGUGUGCAAUUUAAAAUUUAAGUGUAAUUACUAAAGUGUUUGGAAGAGAUUGUAGUAGUAUGUGCUUAUUGCUAUUUCAGAACCAACUAAAAACAAAAGUAAUUUUGAAUCUACAGGGUAUAGGGUGGUUAAUACGUAAUAAUAAAAUGUUUAUUAGCCAUUUCAAGUUGCCAGUGAUUUUGCAAAAGCCUAUCUUUAAUCGUAUAAUCUAUCAAACAUUGCCUGUGAAGGAAUCUUUACAGGUCUGGCUUGUUGAGAUUGCUCGUUCUAAUAUAGAUGGUGUUUUUCAGCAAAGCUUGCUGUUUUUGGCUACAUAGAAUGUCCGCCGAAUGGGUAUAAAAAUGUUCACCUAAUUCACCAGGGUUUCAAUUUAAAAAGCAACUAACUCUAUCAGAUUUCAAGACAGCAGUCAUAGAUCUAUACAAAA